UGAAGUAAGCUAUGAACUCUGUGAAUGUAGUUGGACUAGUUUUUUGAGGAGGAUAGGAAAGAGAGGGUGAGCUAUCGAAAUCGGUACCAGCAGCUUCUAGUUCUCUUUCUCUCUCUCUCUCUCUCUUUCUCUCAUCACCACCACUGCUCUCCCCACUUCUCUUUCUGCCUCUUUCGAACAUGGUUGGAGAUCAUUGUAACCAUAGCAGUGAAAGACCUGUACUUUCUCAAACUCCCAAAACUGGAAUAAGUUGCAAAAUGGUUCUACAAGCAGUAGGAAAAGUAUUAAGGAAAUCCAAGGGAAAACCAAAUGGUAAAAAGCCUGCAACAGAAGAAAAGAAACUAUAUCUUGAACCAGAAUAUACAAAGUCCAGGAUUACUGACUUUGAAUUCAAAGAAUUAGUUAUAUUACCACGUGAAAUAGAUCUUAAUGAGUGGCUAGCUAGCAACACAACAACGUUCUUCCACCAUAUUAAUUUACAGUAUAGUACCAUCUCCGAAUUCUGUACAGGAGAGUCAUGUCAGACUAUGGCAGUAUGCAAUACACAAUACUACUGGUAUGAUGAGCGAGGAAAGAAGAUCAAAUGUACAGCCCCUCAAUAUGUUGACUUUGUCAUGAGUUCAGUGCAGAAGUUAGUGACGGAUGAGGAUGUAUUUCCUACCAAAUAUGGCAAAGAAUUCCCGAACUCCUUUGAGUCCCUAGUGAAGAAGAUCUGCAAGUAUCUGUUCCAUGUGCUAGCCCACAUCUAUUCAUCACACUUCAAGGAAACCCUGGCACUGGAAUUGCAUGGACAUUUGAACACACUCUACGUACACUUCAUCCUUUUCAUCCGGGAGUUUAAUCUGGUGGACCCUAAAGAAACAACCAUCAUGGAUGACCUCACAGAGAUCCUCUGCAGCAGCAGCGGGAACAGUAGCAGUAAUGGAAGUGGCAAUGGCAGUGGUGGUGGCGGCAGCAGCAGCAGUAGUAGUGCAGUAGCACAGAACCAUGUGAAGGAGAGAUGAGUCUUCCUAACCAGAGCAAAAUCAACGCUAACACUUAAAAAAAAAAGGAAAAUGCUCUCUAUUCUCGGAUGUAUGCAUAUGUAUAUGUGCUUAUGUGUGUAUAUAUAUACAUAUAUACAGACAUACACAACCAAGAAAGCUUAAGCAAUUAUGCUGCCACCACAGGACAUGUAGACACAAAGGACUAUAUGGAGUUUUGGUUAAAUGCAUCAUCCUUGGCAAGACGUUGCACCAGUUUUGUGGGGAUUUUUUUUCCUUCCCUCCAUUUUUCUCCUGUUUCUUCCUUAUCUGAUGGAUUAUGAGUGCUGUUUUUAAGAGACGAACCACAUUUUUUGAGUUGGGCUACUGCUUUUGUAUUCCUUUCUUUUUUUUCAUUCUGCCCACUUCCUCUUGGGAAGUGGUCCUUGUCCUUGAAUGCAAGCUCCCUUUUAUCUGGCUCACUUCCUCUCUAAGAUGGUGGUACUACCAUUUUUUUUUUUAAAAAAAAGUUGUAAACCGUAACUUAACAUGUAAAGUGGCUUACAUGGGGGGCACAUUGAGACUUGUCUUUGUUUUUACUUCAGUUGAUCCUUUUUCUUCCCUUCCCUCAGACCUUUUCCAUCUAACCCUUCAUUGGGUUGUAACGGGGAGGAAAAUUGUUUUGGCCCAACUAAAGUAGCAAUAAGGCUUCCAGUGCAUUUAAGGGAGGUGGUUCCCUGAUCUCCCUGGGGUCAGAGUGUGGAUCUUGAAAGUGCCCACAAAAGUUCUGGUAUUUUUAGAGAGAAAUUCCAGAAGAUAUACUAGCCAGGGGAGGAAUCCACCCUGUGGUAAAAGCCAUGACUGCUUCUUCUUCGCCAAAGGGGGCCUGAGACAGGAUGGGAAGGGGGCACACAGUCUGCCACCACUAUGCUAAGAGAGACGGCUGUUGGCAUAUAAUUAUGUUGUUGGCUUAUUUUAGUUCAUCUGUCCAAUAAUAAUAAUAAUAAAAAAUUCUAUCAGAUGCAAGUUGAA
Crotalus tigris (Tiger rattlesnake) is the source of this 1994-nucleotide messenger RNA. It is a transcript of the gene MOB2, whose product is annotated as MOB kinase activator 2. The transcript has 5 exons. Gene Ontology annotation, molecular function: protein kinase activator activity. Gene Ontology annotation, cellular component: nucleus; cytoplasm. The record is from RefSeq and is a predicted model, not a curated record. Lineage: Eukaryota; Metazoa; Chordata; Lepidosauria; Squamata; Viperidae. Gene Ontology annotation, biological process: signal transduction; positive regulation of protein phosphorylation. Bases 180 to 1004 code for a protein of 274 amino acids.